Messenger RNA from Oryza brachyantha (malo sina), 2354 nucleotides. RefSeq names its product very-long-chain aldehyde decarbonylase GL1-2. Gene Ontology annotation, biological process: lipid biosynthetic process. NCBI's taxonomy places the organism in Eukaryota, Viridiplantae, Streptophyta, Magnoliopsida, Poales, Poaceae. The transcript has 11 exons. The record is from RefSeq and is a predicted model, not a curated record. Bases 106 to 2007 code for a protein of 633 amino acids. Gene Ontology annotation, molecular function: oxidoreductase activity; iron ion binding.
GCGUGAUGGCAUCCAAAGCUCAUAGCUGGAGAGCACAGCAGGAGGAGGAGGAGGCUGCAGCUAGAGCGAGAGAGAAGAGGAGGCCGGAGCAAGCAAGCUAGCGCCAUGGCUGCUCCACCUCUCUCGUCGUGGCCAUGGGCAAGCCUCGGCUCCUACAAGUAUGUGCUGUACGGGCCGGUGGUGUGGAAGGUGGCGGAGGAGUGGAGGGAGCAGGGGGCGGCGCCGGUAGGGUCGUGGUGGCUGCACCUGCUGCUGCUGUUCGCCGCCCGGGGGCUCACCUACCAGUUCUGGUUCUCCUACGGCAACAUGCUCUUCUUCACCCGCCGCCGCCGCGUCGUCCCGGACUCCGUCGACUUCCGCCAGGUCGACGCCGAGUGGGACUGGGAUAACUUGGUGCUGCUGCAGACGCUGAUCGGGGCCACGGCGGUGGCGCAGAUGCGGACGCCGACGCAGACGCUCGCGGGGCUCCGGCUGGAGCAGCAGCUGCAGCGAGGGUGGGACCCGCGCGGGUGGGCCAUCGCGCUGCUGCUGCAUGUGUUCGUCUCCGAGCCACUCUUUUACUGGGCCCACCGCGCCCUCCACCGGUGGGCCCCACUCUUCAGCCGCUACCACGCCGAGCACCACCGCUCCCCCGUCACCACGCCCCUGACAGCUGCAUUUGGGACGCCACUGGAGAGCCUGCUGCUGACCGUGGUGAUGGGGGCCCCACUUGCAGGGGCGUUCCUGAUGGGGGCAGGGUCCGUGGGCCUGGUCUAUGGACACGCCCUCCUGUUUGACUAUUUGCGGUCAAUGGGGUACAGCAACGUGGAGGUGAUAUCGCCCAGGCUCUUCCAGGCGUUUCCUCCUCUCAGAUACCUCCUCUACACCCCUUCGUACCUGAGCCUGCACCACAGGGAGAAGGACUCCAACUUCUGCCUCUUCAUGCCCCUCUUUGAUCUCCUUGGGGGCACCCUCAACCACAAGUCUUGGGAGUUACAAAAGGAGGUCUACUUAGGCAAGAACGAGGAGGCGCCGGAGUUCGUGUUCCUGGCGCACGUGGUGGACAUCAUGGCGUCGAUGCACGUGCCGUUCGUGCUCCGGUCGUGCAGCUCGACGCCGUUCGCCAACCACUUCGUCCUCCUCCCCUUCUGGCCGGUCGCCUUCGCCUUCAUGCUCCUCAUGUGGUGCUGCUCCAAGACCUUCCUCGUCAGCUUCUACCGCCUCCGCGGCCACCUCCACCAGAUGUGGACCGUCCCCCGCUACGGAUUCCAGUACUUCAUACCGGCGGCGAAGAAGGGCAUCAACGAGCAGAUCGAGCUGGCGAUCCUGCGUGCAGACAGAAUGGGCGUCAAGGUGCUCAGCCUCGCCGCUCUCAACAAGAACGAGGCUCUGAACGGAGGUGGAACACUGUUCGUGAACAAGCACCCGGAGCUGAGGGUGAGGAUCGUGCACGGCAACACCCUGACCGCCGCCGUGAUCCUCAACGAGAUCCCCAGCAACGUCAAGGACGUCUUCCUCACCGGCGCCACCUCCAAGCUCGGCAGAGCCAUCGCCCUCUACCUCUGCAGGAAGAAGAUCAGAGUCCUGAUGCUGACACUGUCGUCGGAGAGGUUUCUGAAGAUUCAGAGGGAAGCACCGGCCGAGUUCCAGCAGUAUCUCGUGCAGGUCACCAAGUACCAGCCUGCACAAAACUGCAAGACGUGGCUGGUGGGGAAGUGGCUGUCGCCGAGGGAGCAGAGGUGGGCGCCGGCGGGGACGCACUUCCACCAGUUCGUGGUGCCGCCGAUCAUCGGGUUCCGGCGGGACUGCACCUACGGCAAGCUCGCCGCCAUGCGGCUCCCCAAGGACGUGCAGGGCCUCGGCUACUGCGAGUACACGAUGGAGCGCGGGGUGGUGCACGCGUGCCACGCCGGCGGCGUGGUGCACUUCCUGGAAGGGUGGGGGCACCACGAGGUGGGCGCCAUCGACGUCGACCGGAUCGACGUCGUGUGGAAGGCGGCGCUCAAGCACGGCCUCACGCCGGCGUGACCGUCCUCGCUCGAUUCUCCGGCCGGCGGCGGAAGCUGACGAUCGAAAGCGCUCGGCUUUUUCGAUCUCGUGCUGUGGGAUUUGGUGUACCGCGUGGUAAUCAGAUGUACGAAAGGAAAAAAAAAACAUUUUGUCUCGGGAUUAAAUUAAUUAACAAAUUUAAUUACAGUCCCUGUGGUAUAUUGGUUUGAAAUUGGUCACCUCUUCUGGCACAAAUGAUGGCAAAAAAUCCCCAAUUGUAAAUGGCCAUAUUUAAUUGUAAGAGUAUCAGCAAGAGUUCAUCUCUCCCAUCUUUUAUCCUAAGAAUAGAAUAGAGGAUGAAAUGUAAAGAUUGAGCUCCAACAGAA